AUGGAAACACCUCUUGCCCGUGGUGGGUUCUCGAAGCUGCCGGCAUACUGGGAAACAGUUAGGGCUGAAUGUGGAAAUGUGGGCAAGGUAGGGGACGAUGGCUGUGGGGCCGCCGGUGCCCUUAAAAAAGCAGCCGGCCGGCGUCGAGUCGACGGCGCCGCCGCCCCGUCCCCCCGCGGCGCCCCGGCCGUCGACUUCCAUCGUCCGCAGCCGACGGGCGCUUCCAGGCCGGAUGCGCCACCCCACGAUGCUACUCCGGCCCUACCUUCUGCACGACGCCGCGUCCGGCGACGAGCCGGACCAGCGCGCCAGCGGGUGGCAAGGCAUCUUGCAAGGUAUCGAUGGGCAAACGUGAUCUACAACGAGGUUGCAUCAGUUCCUUCUUUAGGAGCACCUGCUGCAAAUACUACUACCGGCACAGGUAGUGUGCUUAGGAACCUACAACAGAGGUACCGAUCGAGCCUCUCUGGUCAGAGGAUACGGGUUGUGCACUCUGAUGCUGCUUCUCUUCGUAAAGAGAUUUAUAGGAGUGAUCCGGAAAGAGUUAUACAUACCUUUAAAAGUCAUCCCUUGUUAAAUUCCAAUGCAGUUGCUGGAAAUACAACUACUGGCGCAGGCAGCGUGCUUAGAAAUCUACAACAGAGGUACCGAUCAAGUUUUGUCGGUCAGAGGAUACGGGGACUGCACUCCGACACCGCUUCUUUUCCCAAAGAGUUUUAUAGGAGCGAUCCAGAAAGAGUUAUACGAAACUUCAAAAGACAACCCUCGUUACAUUCCAACCCUUCAGCUCUCUCUGACUAUGUAAAAGCUGUUGUUGAUCUUGAAUUGGUAACACGAGGCAUUGGUAAUGCAGCAAUGGGGGAAGGAAGCCGUAGUGCUCUUCGUCAGCUCUCAAAAAGUGGUCUUCUUGGUACAGCAAGUGCACCCUUUUACGUAGUAGAGAAAGGUCGACUUAUGAAGCAGCUUUGGCGUACCAUCUCCGCCCUUACAGUUACUGGCUUUGCAAUCUAUGGUCUUAAGGUUGUGCUUAAUGAAUUCGAUGAGGAAGAAGGUAAAUUUGAUGGCUUGAAAGAAGUGGCUACAGAUUUAAGCACAAAAUUCAGUGAUGUAAAGGGGGUUGAUGAAGCCAAAGCUGAUCUCGAGGAAAUAGUUCACUACCUACGUGAUUCCAAACGUUUCACGCGCCUUGGUGGCAAGCUUCCAAAGGGUGUUUUGCUAGUGGGUCCACCUGGCACAGGGAAGACCAUGUUAGCUAGGUCUGUGGCUGGCGAAGCCGGCGUUCCUUUUUUCUCUUGCAGUGGCAGUGAUUUCGAGGAGAUGUAUGUGGGUGUUGGUGCUAGGAGAGUGAGGGAGCUCUUCAGCGCAGCAAAGAAGCGAUCUCCUUGCAUAAUAUUCAUCGAUGAAAUCGAUGCAAUUGGUGGGCGCAGAAACUCUGAAGAACCAAAGUGGUCGAGGCAGACCUUGAACCAGCUGCUUGUUGAGAUGGAUGGCUUCAAGCAAAAUGAUGGGAUCAUCGUGGUCGCGGCGACCAACUUUGCCGAGUCGCUAGAUAGUGCCCUCGUCAGGCCUGGUCGUUUUGACCGUCUUAUUCAGGUUCCUAAUCCAGAUGUGGAGGGCCGACGGCAGAUCCUCGAGGCUCACAUGUCAAAGGUAUUGAAAGGCAAGGGUGUGGAUAUGGUGACCAUUGCAAAGGGUACCCCUGGGUUCUCAGGUGCAGACCUCGCAAACCUAGUGAAUGAUGCUGCUCUCAAGGCUUCGAGGGAUGGUGCAAACGCUGUUGGGAUGGAUCACCUGGAAUACGCCAAGGACAGGAUCAUGAUGGGCAGCGAGCGCAAGUCGGCGGUGAUAUCUGAUCAUUCCAGGAAGAUGACAGCAUACCACGAGGGAGGGCAUGCCCUUGUGGCUAUCCUCACGGACGGCGCUGACCCUGUCUACAAGGCCACCAUUGUUCCCAGGGGAAAUGCUCUUGGCAUGGUGACACAGUUGCCAGGGGAAGACGGCGAGCUCGAAAUCUCGAGGAAGCAGAUGCUGGCGACGCUGGACGUCCUCAUGGGUGGGCGGGUGGCUGAGGAGCUUAUAUUCGGAGAAGGUGGGGUCACCACCGGCGCCCUGUCUGAUCUAAGCAGCGCGACACAGUUGGCCACAGACAUGGUCACCAAGUAUGGUAUGAGCAAGGAGGUCGGCCUCGUCUCCUACGACAACGCGACCAUGAGCGGGCGAUGGUCACCACUGGUUGAGGAGGAGGUGAAAGCGUUAUUGGACAAGGCUUACGAUAACGCGAAAACGAUUCUCACAAGGCACAGCAAGGAGCUCCAUGCGCUAGCCAACGCCCUCCUGAAGCAUGAAACUCUCACUGGUGACCAGAUCAAGAAGCUAGUAUCGGCAGGUAGAUGGUUUAGGAUCUCGUUCCCAACGCCCGCGACCCAGCGCCAGCACCACCACCCCGAUGUUCGCGCCGUGGGCACGAGCCCCGCCGGCGUGCGGCGAUUCUUUUCUGAGGCUAAGAUAAAUCUCCAGCAGGAACACGUCCUGUUCGUCAUGGCCUGCCGGCUCGCCCUCUCCAAGGCUGCGACACGUCGAUCAGCGAACGGGGCCGCCGCUUUGUGUCCUUCUUUCAGGGCACCUGCUGCAAACUCAACUACAGGCGCAGCCGCAGGUGGUGUUCUUCGAAGAAACCUACAAGAUUUGUACCAAUCUAGAUCAAUUGGUCAGCGGGCACAUGGCCUGCACUCGGGAGCUGGUUCUUUUCCGAGAGGGUUUAACAACAGUAAUCUGGAAAGAGUCAUACACGACUUCGAAAGGCAGCCUUCGUUGCUUUCUGAUCCUUCAGCUCUCUCUGAGUAUGUUAAAGCCCUUGUCAGUGUUGAGUUGCAAACUCAAGCAAACCGGAGUGGGCUGGCAAAAGGUGGUGUUCUUGGUACAGCCAGUGAACCGUUACACAUGGUCACGGUAGAAAAAGGGAAACUUAAGAAGCAGCUGUGGCGUACUUUCCAAGCCCUUGCACCUAUUUGCCUUCUAAUCUUUGGCAUUAAGUUUUUGAUGGAGUUGUUUGAUACGGAAGAAGCUCGUAACUUUGAUGGUUCGAAAAAAGAGGUGAAGGACUCAAGCGCAAAAUUCAGUGAUGUCAAGGGGAUUGAUGAAGCUAAAGCUGAACUCGAGGACAUAGUCCUCUACCUAAGAGAUCCCAAGCGUUUCACACGCCUCGGUGGCAGGCUUCCAAGGGGUGUUCUGCUGGUCGGCCCACCUGGCACCGGAAAAACAAUGUUGGCAAGGGCCGUGGCUGGGGAAGCUGGUGUCCCUUUCUUCUCAUGCAGCGGCAGCGACUUUGACGAGAUGUAUUUUGGUCUUGGGGCUAAGAGAGUGAGGAACCUGUUCACUGCAGCGAAGAAGCGAUCUCCUUGCAUACUUUUCAUCGAUGAGAUUGAUGCCAUUGCCGGGAGCAGAAACCCAGAGGAUCCAAUGUGGCAUAGGCACACCCUGAACCAGCUGCUUAUUGAGUUAGAUGGCUUCAAGCCAAAUGAUGGGGUCAUCGUGGUUGCAGCGACCAACUUCGCCGAGUCACUAGACAAAGCCCUUGUUAGGCCUGGGCGUUUUGACUGUCGCAUUGAGAUUACUAAUCCAGAUGUUGAGGGUCGACGGCAGAUCCUUGAGGUUCAUAUGUCGAAGGUCUUGAAAGCCAAGGGUUUGGACUUGAUGACCAUUGCAAGGGGGACGCCUGGGUUCUCGGGUGCAGAGCUCGCAAACCUGGUGAACUACGCUGCUCUCAAGGCUGCCAAGGAUGGGGCGAAUGCAGUUGGGAUGUGUCACAUUGAGUAUGCGAAGGACAGGAUCAUGAUGGGCAGCGAGCGCAAAUCGUUGGUGAUACCUGACGAGCGCAGGAAGAUGACUGCAUACCACGAGGGAGGGCAUGCCCUCGUUUCUAUCCACACAGAUGGUGCCGAUCCUAUCUACAAGGCCACCAUUGUUCCUAGGGGAUCAGCACUUGGCAUGGUGACGUUGCUGCCACAACCAGUGGAUCAGUAUGGGGUCUCCAAGAAGCAGCUGUUGGCGAAACUAGAUGUCUUCAUGGCAGGACGGGUGGCACAGGAGCUUAUAUUUGGAGAAAUCGGUGUCAUGUCUAGUGCUUCUGAUGAUCUUAGCCAAGCGACUAAGCUGGCGGUUGACAUGGUCACCAAAUACGGUAUGAGCGAGCGGGCCGGCCUUGCUUCCUACAACAGUGCGGAGGACGAUGGUGGUGGGAAGAAAGCGAAGACGGCCAUGAGUGAGCGAACAUCGGAUUUGGUCGAUGAGGAGGUUAAAGAAUUACUGGACAAGGCUUACAAGAAUGCGAAAACAGUUCUCACGACGCACAGUAAGGAGCUUCAUCUGCUAGCCAACGCCCUCCUUAAGCAUGAAACGCUCACUGGAGACCAGAUCAAGAAACUAUUAUCGGCAGGUAGAUGGUUUUAACUGCUAUUGUUAAAACCUUCUUCACCCUAACAGUGGAGAGGCUUACGGUUACAGGAAGAAAUUUUGUUUUCUGAUAUUGUCAUUGCAUCCACACAAAUAUUAAUGUAACGAACGACAAGUUCAGUCUGGCUUUCUUCCUGAAUUUUGUUCAUCAAGCCAGAAGGGAGCGCAUAUUUAACAGUAGAGUCUUGCUUUGGAUCUCA
Molecule: messenger RNA, 4652 nt
Organism: Lolium perenne
Lineage: Eukaryota; Viridiplantae; Streptophyta; Magnoliopsida; Poales; Poaceae
Source: RefSeq, a predicted model, not a curated record